AUGUCGCGAUACCCAGACUAUCUUUCACCGAACGCAACCCCUUCUAGACCAUCCAACUCGCAGAAGUCGAGAGCAAGACGCGAGCCAUCCGGUGUUUUCUCCUUGUUUCAGGCACCUCAGAUCCAGCUGUUCAAGGAGGCAUUUCAACUUAUCGACCACGACAAGGAUGGCUGGGUAACGGAAUCUGAUUUGCGAGAAAUAUUCUCAAGUCUUGGUAUUUCGCCAUCGAAGAGUACGCUAGAUGGCCUGCUCAGCGCGCGCCCUGGUGGCCCUGGGCACAACAAGUCGCCUCCUGUGACUCCUUCGCGCGACUCGUCAGUUUCAUCAGACAGAGGUAUCAAUUUUACCAUGUUCCUCACCAUGAUGAGCGAACGACUUUUCGAGUUCGAUCCAGAAGCUGAGUUGAGGGAGGCUUUUGAAUGUUUCGACGAGGGCGACACGGGUACGGUUAAAUCUGAAGAGAUGCAGAAAUGGAUGGGAGAAGUAGGAGAAAGAAUGGAUCAACACGAAGUUCGUUUGAACUUUGCACCUGUUCUCACCGUCCGAAUUGACAAGUUCCUUAAGAGUUCAUUCACUGAUCGUCAAGGAAAUUUCAAUUACCGCGAAUGGAUUAAAGUGAUACGAGUGAAUGAUGAUGGUGAUGAAGCAGGACCUGACAUGACAUGA
Messenger RNA from Suillus fuscotomentosus, 666 nucleotides. RefSeq lists its product as uncharacterized. The record is from RefSeq and is a predicted model, not a curated record. The transcript has 3 exons. The coding region runs from base 1 to 666 and encodes 221 amino acids. Gene Ontology annotation, cellular component: myosin II complex; cytoplasm. Gene Ontology annotation, molecular function: calcium ion binding; myosin heavy chain binding; cytoskeletal motor regulator activity. Lineage: Eukaryota; Fungi; Basidiomycota; Agaricomycetes; Boletales; Suillaceae. Gene Ontology annotation, biological process: mitotic cytokinesis; actomyosin structure organization.